AUGAGCGAGCACAAGGAGGAUGAUCAGUCUGUGGAGGAGGCGGUGAUGAAGUAUGUUGGGUCGCUCUCCGGUGGCGCGCGCGGUGAUGACGGCGAUGCAGUGCCAGAGACUGAUGGUGGCGCUCUGUUAGAGUCGCAUACGGGCAAUGGUGGAAAGAGUAAGAAGAGUAAAAAGCGUAGAGGUUCGAAGGUUUCUAAGCGUGAGAGGAAACGUUCGCUGGAGGGAGGCCACUCAAAAAAGUUGAAGCUUUCUGAGGAUAUUAGCAACAACGUGCCCGACAUAACAUCUGCUGACGACGAAGGUUUCAUAGUUGAUCCUGACCUUGCCGAUCUCGAAGACCCAAGCGUCAUGAUGGAUCAGCCUGAUCCCAUAGUCCAGAAGGCUCUAUUGGCGUCUAGGGAUGUGGAUAAGACCACUGACCUCAGCCAGUACAACAGUGAUGGUCAGUCUUCUAGCGAUGAAGCGAAAGCCAUGAAAGAUCUAGAGAGCUAUGUGGAAGGUCAACAGCAUGAUCUCGCUGUUGAUGGGGGUGCAGAUACCGAACAGCCCCAAGAUAAACUGAACUAUGAACCAAAUGACCAAACGCUGGAUAUUGGUCUCGGCGAUGGCUCAAGAUCUUACGAUGAUGAAUUGUCAAAUCCCCUGUCAAAACCUCUAGAAGGUAAGAACUACCAGGAGGUUCUACCUAAAGUGAUUAACACAAAACAACGUAAUGAUACCACAUUCGGAAACAAGAUUACCCUAGGCGGUACUGAAUAUGAUGUUGAUGUUCCUGAAAGUGUAAGAGUUCGGCAAUUGUUGAAGGAAGCCGUGAUAAACGCUUCGAAACUGGUUGAUAAGGAAACAGCCGAUUCGGUAAGAGCUGCGUCGAAGAAAGGUGCAGGAGGUUCGGUACAACCUGAUGGUAGGAUUAUUAGUAGUAAAGCGUUUUCAAAGGAGGAAGAUGAAGCCCUAGAGAAAUUUGUUAACGAGUAUCAAAUCAUUGAAGGCGUGACGAGAAGGCAAGUUUGUGAAAGAAUUUGGAAUUCGGAUAGACCAAGGGACAAUUUUUGGCAUAGCAUAUACCAAGUAUUACCAUAUCGUACCAGCGCUUCGAUAUAUAAGCAUAUGAGAAGAAAGUAUCAUAUCUUCGAACAACGUGGUAAAUGGAACAAAGAGGAAGAUGAGAUAUUAGAGAAACUGUGUAAAGACAAAGAGGGUCAAUGGGUAGAAAUUGGUAAAGUUCUUGGCAGAAUGCCUGAAGACUGCAGAGAUAGGUGGAGGAAUUAUGUGAAGUGUGGUGGCAACAGAUCUGCAAAUAGAUGGACUGCUGAGGAAGAAGAGAUGUUAAAACGUGUUGUCAAUGAAAUGAUGGAAGAAGCCAAUGGUCAAUAUAGAGGAAUGGAUGAAAGUGGAAAUAAUAUUGGUGAACUCGGUUCGGGCGAUCAAACUGACCUAGGCAUAGAUGACUCAAAUAGCAUGAUUUCUGAUAAAAAAGAAAAUAACUUAAGCUUCAAGGAUGUUAUAAAUUGGACUAUCGUAAGUGAAAGGAUGCAAGGUAAAAGAUCACGUAUUCAAUGUAGGUACAAAUGGAACAAGAUGCUCAAGCGUGAAGCCUCUGAUAGACUAGAUUCUAGGGAUGAAGAAGAUAUGAAAUGGCUUUUUAAAAGAAUUAUACAACUAGAAAUCACUGAUGAAAAAUCGCUUGACUGGCAAGAAUUAGCCGAAUCGAAUCCAAGUUCAGAAAUGACUCCUUUGGAAGCUGAAGUAUGUUACGACAAACUAAAAAGGUUAGUUAAAGAGAUAAAAAACAAGAAUCCAACCGAGGUAGCUACUAAAGUCUUAGCACAUUUCGAAUACCAAGCCUCUGACGAUAUAGAAACAAAUAAACAAUUGCACACACAUACAGCAAAAUUCAUUAGGGUGCAUCCAAGUACGACACUAACCAGUCAUGCAGUGGAAGUUCUGCAGAAUAGACGCUAA
Molecule: messenger RNA, 1962 nt
Organism: Nakaseomyces glabratus
Lineage: Eukaryota; Fungi; Ascomycota; Saccharomycetes; Saccharomycetales; Saccharomycetaceae
Gene: REB1
Product: DNA-binding protein REB1
Biological process (GO): regulation of DNA-templated transcription
Cellular component (GO): nucleus
Molecular function (GO): transcription cis-regulatory region binding; DNA-binding transcription factor activity
Source: RefSeq, a predicted model, not a curated record